Messenger RNA from Dermochelys coriacea (leatherback sea turtle), 4658 nucleotides. Its product is annotated as RNA-binding protein 4.1-like. Gene Ontology annotation, cellular component: cytosol. The record is from RefSeq and is a predicted model, not a curated record. Lineage: Eukaryota; Metazoa; Chordata; Testudines; Dermochelyidae. Gene Ontology annotation, molecular function: mRNA binding.
GGAGUUUGCUGUGGGUGAUUCUCGAGAGCAUUGCAGGCUGGAAGUGCAGCCUCUUGCCAUGGUGAAGAUCUUCGUGGGAGGGGUUUCCCCUUCCGUCACAGUGGAUGAGCUGAAGAAGCUCUUCGAGCAGUAUGGACAGGUGAACGAGUGUGACAUCCUGAAGAAUUUUGCCUUUGUGCACAUGGAGAAGGAGGAUGGCCACAAGGCCAUCAGCGAGCUGCACAAGCAGGAGUUCUACGGGGCCCACCUGACGGUGGAGUACGCCACCUCCAAGAUCCGUAACGCCACCAAGAUCUAUGUGGGCAAUGUCUCCAGCAAGGCCACGAGCCAGAUCAAGGAGCUCUUUGAGAAGUUUGGCAAGGUGGUGGAGUGCGACAUUGUCAAGAACUAUGCCUUUGUCCACAUGGCCAAGGAGAGGGAAGCCAUGGAUGCCAUCUUGAACCUCAACGACAUGCCUCUGGAGGACCAGAAGAUCUUUGUAACGCUGUCCAAGAGCAACAACUCGCUCAAGACAACCAAGGGGACCUCUGUGCCGCCUCCACCCCCCCCCAGCUACUACUUCCCCAGGGGGCGCAUCCCCCUGCCACCACCUCCAUAUACCCCCUAUGUGCCCCGAUCUUGGUAUGACCGGGAAUAUUACGACCGCUAUGCCUAUGAGCUCUACGACCGGGCGAUGACUGCCAGGACAGCAUACGAGAGGGCCCUGCCACCUCCGCCCUCUACCCCCACCGCAUACAGAGAGAGGAGCCCGGUGGGCAGGCGGACGACCGCUGCGGUGGCCCAAUAUACCGAUCCCUACGCUGCUGCGGUUGCCGCCCAGACAUACAGCCAAGUGUACAACCAGACGGGUUAUGCAGCAGUAGCGGCUGCUGCCGCAGCAGCCGCUACCUACUCCCAGUACAGCAUGGGUGCUACCUACAGUGCAGGGGAGUGCUAUGAGAAAUACAGCAACGGCUAUGCCACUCAAUAUGCCCAGACGUACUAAUCUUACUGGGCUCAUAGUACCCGGUGCUCGGAGGCGUAAGGGGGAAAGGGAUCUCGGCUGCAAAGGUGCAGGCAGAGCUGAUUCAAGACAGCGCAAUGCCUUUAACCACCACCCCGCUGAAGGAAGCGUGAAGCCUCCACUACAAGCUUGAGAGCAGACUCUGGGCCGAACAUGGUCACCGGCUGGGGCCAGGAAUUGCACCCCCCAUUGGUACAGCAUUGGGUAAUGCCUUCUACUGAUGUGGGAUACGUAACUAGGUGGACCACUGGUGUGUGAGAGAAGUGAUAGAGAGACCCUUUCAUUCCCCCCGCAGCAAGUCUGGGAGGUGAAGUGGGAGCAUCAGAAAAAAAACAGCCAACAGGGUAAACGUCUCCCUCUGGCAUCUGUUCAUGGCAGAUUGAGAUUGACCUUAUCCCAAAGAGACCUUACAUCAAGGUAACCCCCAGACCAGGAACUCUUUUGGCCUCAGAUGAAAUGUCAGGGGAAGAGCAGGAUUUCUGGAGGACCCACCAAGCAUCCUGCUAGCAGAGGUGAAAGAUGACUUGAGGGAUUCCCUGAAGAUCGCCCAGUCUCUUCUCUCUAACCACUGUGAGCCUUAAACACCUAUGGGGACUCCAGCCUGAGAUGAAGCAGGAGGUAAGCGGUUUUCUCCCCCCUUCCCUUUCACUUGCACUCCAAGAGGAAGGAACAGUCGUGUGCUUCUAUCACCGAGAGCACAAGAUCUGGGUUCUGGUCCCUGGUUCUGGCACUGACCUCAGGACAAGUCUGUGGAUCUCCUCUUUAAAAGGGGGAAGGGUUGAUUCAAGUUUGGUUAAGAUCUCCACUGGCUGGUGCUGAGUCAAGUAGUAUUAGAAAUCCCUGCCGCGGAGAGGUUAUGUUCUGAAAACGUGCCACUUGCCUUACUGUGGUAAUCUAGUUUAGGUCUUUAUAUGGUUCCCAUAGUGACUUGAUCAUGUCUGCAGCUGGGGUGGAGAUUUGAGAGUAGAGCAGACUUUAAUCUCACAGACAAAGGCAGAACAAGAGCCAAUUGGUGGAUGUUGAAACGAGACAAAUUCAGACUGGAAAUAAGGCAAAUUUUUAACCCCGAGAGGAAUUAGCCAGUGGACAUAGGGACGUUGUGGAUUCUCCAUCACUUGGAGUCUUUAAGUCAAGACUGGCUCUCUUUCCUAAAUCUGCGCUGUACCUCACACAAAUUACAGGCGUGAUGCAGGAAAAGGGAUUCUCUGACCUAUAGUAUGCAGGAGGUGAAUCUCGAUGAUCAGAAUGGGCCGUUCUGGUCUUCAAAGCAGUGAAUCAUUUCCGCAGUAUGUGAGCAUCUCAGUUUUGAAUGGAUUUAUCUUCCCAACACCUCUGUGAGGCAGGGCAGCGCUGUUCUCCCCACUUUACAGGUGGGGAAACUGAGGCAUAAAGCAACUAAAUGACUCUGCCAAGUUCACACAGGCAGACUGGCAGAGUAGGGACUCAAACCCAGGUCUCCUGACUCCCAGUCCAGCACCUGAGCCUUAAGAUCAUUCUUCAUCUUCUAAGUUACGUAACAUUAGGGUUGCCUUCUUGAAGAAAUACAGACCCUUGGCUCUGGUUAGGUGGCCCUACUAGUGCCAUGAACUCAGGCUGAGUGUGGGGUGAAUGCGGCCUAAGGUGAACAUACAGCUCUAGGGCAGCUGACAGUUCCCAGCUUCAAUUCCUUGGCACUACUGCAUCAAAAUGGGUGUGUGCUCCUCUUCCUUAUCAACCCAAACAGGAAGGGGCAGAUUGAGGUAAACCCAGGCCUUUGGCACAACAGACCACCCACAACAUGAUCCGUGUGUGGAAUGGCUUGGCGAUGACAAGAACUGAAAGGAAGCCUGGAGCUGGGGAGCCUCCAGCUGAAAUUCUCUUCUCUUCUUACUCUCUCCUAGAGCAGAGUGGAUUGGGCCUUCUCUCUCUCUCUCUCUCUCUCUCUCUCUGUGUCUCUCUCUUUCCCUCCCAGCCCAACUCCACCAUCCCUUGUUCUCCGAAAGCAGCGAGCUCCGUCCCUGCCACAGUGCUCUGGAUGCUGUCGGAAGGCUCCCUGCUCGGUGAGAUUCUCCACACCUCCUGGCUGCUGGGUAACGGGCGACGGGCGCAAACUCAGCCUUGGCCCGGCUCUGCCUGGGAAGAUCUGCAUGGAGCUAGAAGUUGGGAGAGGUCUUUCCCUGUGAUCAUGACUAGUGCUUGGGGUGGGAUUGAUCUUUCAAGGUGUUGAGAACUAUCAUCACCUGGUGGGUGGGAUGCCAGCUUGUAGGGCUGGCAUGGUUUGCAUCAUGGGCAGCUUUCUCCAUCUAGGGGUGUUGGGACAGGAGGGAAUUCUCUGGCGUAAAGAUCCAGGUUGUCCCCAUUUCCUCCUGGGUGAUAAGAUUCUUCCUGCAGCCUUUGGUUUGGGUGAGACUGGUGGGGGCAGCCUUGCAUCUUCGCUCUAUACCAAGGCAGCUCAGAUUUGGCGGAGCCUCUUCUCUGCCUCAGAAAGAUCUCUAAACCGCUGCUUCUAGGUGGGAGUCACCUUGCUUCCUUGUCUAACCCGGGGCCUUGACCAACACCACAGCUUCCCUCCUUGAUCUCUGCCCCCUGACAUGGGGGGGUCCCGCAUCAGAGAUGGAGCCAACAGAGCUCGUGUGUGGGACAAGAACAGAGGCGUGUCUACCCACCAGGCACCUUCAGCAGUAGUCUUGACUCCCUGUUCAUUGCAAUUGGCUCCAGCAGAGAAGAAUGAGUGCGGAGACUGCAGGCUCCUCUGCAUUGGAUGAGCAUGGCGAGCUGCUCCUGAGGCUGGUAGGUGUGUGUAUGGAGGCCAAGGGCGGGGUAGAAGGCUAGAGCUCAGUGCUUUUUGGGUUGGAGCAGUGGAAUACAUUCAUUUCCUAGGAGGCUCUGAGCAGCAGUAACUAUAAAGCCUCUCUCCUUUAGAGAUCUGGGUUAAACUUGACCACAGGAGCUACAUGAGACAAGUUGAGUUGUUUUGCUGCUCCCCAGUGGACUAACCUCCCCAUCCCCCACCCCCAAGAUGGCCAGAUAGCUAGUGUCAGCUCAGAAGAAGCCCAGGAAUGGACUGCUGGAGGUGGAGGAUGUUGCUACAGGACAUGAUUGGGGGCCAUUGGCUGCUGUGAGAGAGAGGAGUCUGGGGUGGGUAUUGAGGGGGAUCAGCAGAGCUGGGAGAGGAAGCCAGGGGACUGUGGGUCAGGAUUGAGAGGGACCUUGACAGAACUGUGUAGCGGGGGAGUUGGGCUGGGAUAGCUGGGCAGCUGUGGGUUGGGAUUAAGGAGCAUUGGCAGAGCUGGGACUGGGGGGGGCUUGAAGUGGAGCCCAGCCUGAGAUAGGCGCAUCGGCAGAACUGUGUGUGGACCCAGAACUGGAUUGCCUGCUAGUUCUGUGCAGCGGGUGCUAAGCUGCUGUGACAUUUCGCAUUGGAACUCCAUCAACACUAGGGGCAGCCCCCUCUGCAGAAACCUAGCAUCUCUGAGAACAGUUGGCUUCUGCUGUAUCAAUGACCAUUGGCUACCUGGCUCCAGCCCUCAUCCAAGGCCCAAACUGCACUUGAGUGAAAUUUGUCGCCCUGGCAUAGGGCUCUGGGAUUGGUGGGUGGCACCUGGUACAGCAUCACACAGGUAGGGGCUGUAGGGGCAACACUCGGGACUAAUAAACAUCCUUGUUUUAAGUAGCA